Messenger RNA from Otolemur garnettii (small-eared galago), 1077 nucleotides. It is a transcript of the gene COMMD2, whose product is annotated as COMM domain containing 2. The coding region runs from base 56 to 655 and encodes 199 amino acids. NCBI's taxonomy places the organism in Eukaryota, Metazoa, Chordata, Mammalia, Primates, Galagidae. The transcript has 5 exons. The record is from RefSeq and is a predicted model, not a curated record.
CGGAAGUGGUGAGGGCGGCGUCGGCGCUGCCGGGUAAAAUCGCCGGCCAGCGAAGAUGCUGCUGGACUUGUCCGAGGAGCAUAAGGAGCACUUGGCCUUCCUGCCGCAAGUGGACAGCGCGGUGGUCGCGGAGUUUGGGCGGAUUGCGGUGGAGUUCCUGAGGCGAGGCUCGAACCCUAAGGUCUACGAAGGCGCCGCCAGAAAACUCAAUGUGAGUAGUGACACUGUCCAGCAUGGGGUGGAAGGAUUAACAUAUCUUCUCACUGAGAGCUCAAAGCUCAUGAUUUCUGAACUGGAUUUCCAAGAUUCUGUAUUUGUUCUGGGAUUCUCUGAAGAGUUAAACAAAUUGUUGCUUCAGCUUUAUCUGGACAACAGGAAGGAGAUCAGAACGAUUCUAAGUGAAUUGGCACCAGACCUUCCCAGUUACCAUAGCCUUGAAUGGCGACUGGAUGUUCAGCUUGCAAGCAGAAGUCUCAGGCAACAGAUUAAACCAGCAGUGACUAUUAAGCUACAUCUUAAUCACAAUGGAAGUCAAAAUACGAAUGUCCUGCAGACGGACCCAGCCACCCUGCUCCAUUUGGUUCAACAACUGGAACAAGCAUUGGAAGAGAUGAAAACAAACCACUGCAGGAGAGUUGUCCGCAACAUCAAGUAGUACAGUUUUAAGCUUUUAAUCCCUUUGAACCAUUUAUGAUUGAUGAUGUACAGCAGUUACUUUUCAAAGUUAAUUUUUUAUUGAUGACAAUAAUUCAUCUAGAGUCCAUUAAAUUUCCUUUUUUAUUCUAGGAUGUUGAUGUCAUGAUCAGAAGCUAACAUAAAUGUUUCUUUCUUGGUGCUAAAUGCGGUCAAAUUGGCAAAUUAAGAUGUAUUUUAUAUUUCAAAUGUGUAUAGAGAAUUGAAUGAAGUAGAAAUGAAUCUAUGCUCUUCUUCUGUAUAUACGAAUGUCCAGUUUUUGAUACUUCUUUUGACUGCUUAACUUUAUUAUUUGCCUCCUUAUUAAUGAAAAUAAAAUUCACAGUAUAAUGCUAUUACUAUGCACAGUUUUCUAAACGCUUCAAUAUAUUUCACUUUUAAAAG